UACUAGGGCUAGCUAGCUACCCCCGUCCUCAGCUCCAUUAUUUGACUUUGGUUUCAAAUACACACACUCACUUUCAAGGUUUAAGCGCCCAGAAAUGGAUGGGGGAUAUUCCAAGAUCAAUAUCAUACACCGCCAGAAUUCAAGAUCCAUGGAUUUUUCAGAUCUUGGAUCCAAAACAGAGUCAGAAAGCAAUCUACAGAUCAAGGACAAGAUCGACUACACCAGUUCCAACAAACAAGAAGACGAUGAGAUGCAGCAUCAAGAGAGGAAGUUUGGUAAUGGUAAUGGCAGUCAUGUGGUAUUGAAAAGGAACUGCUCAGUCUCUUCUUCGUCUUCUGGGUUUCAAACUGCAGUGAAAGGAGCAAUAUCGUCAAUGAGAAGAUCUUCCUCUACAGUUUCAGAAAGGUAUUCCAGGAUUCAUGACCAGUCUGUAACUUGCAUUGACCAUCAUGAUGGGGAUGAAGAAGGUGAUUGGGGGACAACAACAAGAUCUAAUAGGAAGAGGCAUAAUGGAGGCAAGAUCCUUAAAGCCUGUGAGGUAUACAAAAGGACGUUCUUAAAUUCCUGGGGUGCAUUUCACUUCUUUCAGGACGUCCCUUCCUCACCAACACAAGUACAGCAGAAUAGGGUAGGAAUCGGUCAUUAUGACAACCCCAAACAGAAGGCAAGAUCCAACAGGAAAAGAAAAUCCGUAGCUAUCAAAGCUCUGAAAUGAACUGAACGAUGAAACAAAAAUCCAGUGGAUGAUGAAAAUCUAUGUAUUGACAACUAACGUUCUGUACAAUUCUAUAAAGCCAUCAUCAGAAGAUGGUUUCCUUGUGUUCAAUAAAAUGGAAAACACGAUUACAAAUGCCACCUAUGACAUGGU
Messenger RNA from Rosa chinensis, 868 nucleotides. RefSeq lists its product as uncharacterized. The coding region runs from base 95 to 715 and encodes 206 amino acids. The transcript is spliced from 2 exons. NCBI's taxonomy places the organism in Eukaryota, Viridiplantae, Streptophyta, Magnoliopsida, Rosales, Rosaceae. The record is from RefSeq and is a predicted model, not a curated record.